Molecule: messenger RNA, 795 nt
Organism: Astrephomene gubernaculifera
Lineage: Eukaryota; Viridiplantae; Chlorophyta; Chlorophyceae; Chlamydomonadales; Astrephomenaceae
Source: the annotation of a GenBank genome assembly
CUAACGGGUCUUACCCUUACCAUCGUUACCAAGUGUAGUGUAAUCCACUAAACUAACCUCUGCAGAAACGGAAGCCUGAUGUUAUAAGUAUGGCGACACCUUAUAGAGUUGCUUGAGGCCUUACAUUAUAGGGACUACUCGGACACGCACACUAACAACCGCACGAAAUAUGAUAUGCAAAAAACAAAAGUAACUGGUCUUUGGUGUUAGGUCGCGGCAAUACCGGCCGCCACGAAGAAUGGGUUGCGGAGCUUCAACACCUUCACAAGCAGUGCAGCAUGGAAGUCCUAUGCAGGCGAAGGACACUGCAACAAGUUGGGAGCUUGUACGAUGUUCGCCAUCAGGGCACGAACUGUUCCAAAAGCACGGCAUACCACCGGAAAUCGCCAAGGAGUUUGUGGACAAGCUUGGCUUCCGCAAAACUCAACACCUAAACCUCGUUGUCGAGGAGGACAUAAAAAAACCUCAAACUAGAGCCAAUUUUUGUCUGUUGGCACUGCGCUUAGCACGGCAGCAUGCACCCGACUUCUUGGCAGUGAUACAGAUGGCAGCAGCAGAGGCAACAACAGCACCCAAGAUGUUGGAACUGGUGCUGAGGUCUACAACUUGGCACUUGGAGUCAUUGCUGUUAGAUGUGGGUGGUGUCCUGACACCCGCUUUCUAUGAAACCUGGAGCAGUAUGGAGACCGCAGCCAAUGAUCUUCAAGCACCUUGCCUUGCCAAUUUUUACUCAAUGUUGGCUGGAGAGGCAGCACACCUGCAGGCUCUGGAGCUGCGCACCAAGGUGUUGGGCGC